Pisolithus orientalis is the source of this 1883-nucleotide messenger RNA. RefSeq lists its product as uncharacterized. NCBI's taxonomy places the organism in Eukaryota, Fungi, Basidiomycota, Agaricomycetes, Boletales, Pisolithaceae. The record is from RefSeq and is a predicted model, not a curated record. The coding region runs from base 262 to 1770 and encodes 502 amino acids. Gene Ontology annotation, cellular component: nucleus. The transcript is spliced from 9 exons.
CAAUCAGCGGUGUGCCCUGAGGACUAACCACUUUCAAUCAUUUUUGUUGCAAACGUCAACCGAAAUUGAAUUUACACUUCUCUUCUUCCGAAAUACACCAGUAACUUAUUACUUAAACUAGCAGCACGUUGUCGCCGCCCCCCAGCGUCGUCGUGCUGGCCUUCUUGUCAACCACCAAAACUUGUUGCGCCCAGCGCCGACUUCUCGAAGGCUAGCUUUCUUCUUCAGCCUCUCCACUACCAACCGCUGAUCGACCGACAAAUGUCUGACUUCCAUCUCGUUGAUCCUCAAGGUUGGGAGUAUGACCUCCAGUCUGUACAUUCGGCCUACAUGGGUUACUUCCAACUGCACAGCGUCCCAUGGUACGAUCGAUCGUGGGGUCACUUAUUCGAAACAUUCGAGCAGUUCCUCACGUUUUCCUGGCCCGUGAUCACGGUGACCGAUGCGCGUACCGGGCGUGCGCACAUCGUAACCCGUCUAACGUCCAUCGGAGCAUUCCUUAAGAUGAUACGAACCAGGUUCGGCGAGACGCUCCCCCAAAUCGACAAUAUGCUCAAAGUCACGCCCUCCGAAACUGUGCAACGUCACUUACGAAACGUAAACGACUGGACCACCUACAAGAAAUUACAUGCAACACUUCCCGCCGUCGCGCUUUCCGCCUUUCGGGCACGCGUGCGUAGUGGAGACCCGCAGGCCAUACGUUCGCUAUGGGCAAGUCGGGAUAAAACCUUUCUUGCUGUUGGGUUUAUGUGGUCGGAACGGAAUAGCCAGUCGUGUUUAGAGUGGGGAUACGCCACUGUGCGGUGCGGACACCUUGACGGACUUAGGUGCUUGGCCACCUGUCCCAGGGACAAAUUACCGGUAGGUCGGAGCAGCCUCUGCGCAUGCCUUCGCACGUCGGACGCUCACGUGGAAGGCGACAGAAAAGGUCACUACGUCAUUGCCGAGUACGCGGACAAAGUUGUUAACAGGCUCAACCCCAACUACCCAUGGAUGUAUGCAUUUGGCGAGAGCCAAGUAAUCCCCAAAGCGAAACUACCUCGGAUCAUUCAGUCCGUAAUCAGUAGCCUCGUUAGCCCGGAUACGGAAACCUCGGCCAACAAUCUUGUUCUGGUCGGACAUGGUGUGCAGGUUGACAUCCAACGUCUCGAAGAGAUGAAAAUCAAACUACCGCAUAACACACUCGUGAUCGAUACCGCAACCCUUCAACGCACGUUAUCCGGUAGCACACAUAUGCCGUCCAAACACCAUUCUCCACGGCCUAACAUUGCUAUGCUUCUCCAUUCCCUCGGAAUACAGCCCCCCUGCGUGCUAAAUAACGCGGGGAAUGAUGCGUUUAUGGCGUUGUAUGCAUUCCAGCGUAUGGUGGAUCCCGAGAGCCUGGCAAAGGAUAUGGCGUCCACGACGCGACAAGGCGCGGCACACCAGGGGCUUGUGCCCUCGCCCCAGACAUCGGGGCUGCACGUGCCCAUGUCUAAUGUCUGUAGUCUUCAGGUGCACCCUUCGAUGCUUGCCAUGCGAUCGUCACAUGUCGGUGUUCCAAACGGUUUGCAUGGCAUGGUGGGUGAGGUAGAAAAACUGUCCCUAACGAGUCCUAUAUCACCUCUGUUGCUCCCUAUUGCGGAUGGGAAUGGGCACGGGCAAGUCAGCAGGGCUGGAAGCCUGCGUGGCGGAAGAGGUAGCGCGCGGGAUAGUUGUGCUUCGCCAUUGGGUAUGUCUGCUGCCGGCGAAGAGGGAUCUCGGAAAGGAAAAGGAAAGCGUGCGCAGUAAGGGGCUAUAAUGCAUAACCGUCAGUUCCGUCACAAGAACUAGAGCCAGGAGCGGUUACUAUUGGAAUAUGGAGUCAAGUAAUUUACCUCGAACUGUAUAAUUGGAUUUAGUAU